Closterium sp. Yama58-4 is the source of this 2004-nucleotide messenger RNA. NCBI's taxonomy places the organism in Eukaryota, Viridiplantae, Streptophyta, Zygnematophyceae, Desmidiales, Closteriaceae. The record is from the annotation of a GenBank genome assembly.
AUGAACGGCGUCGCGGAUGGGUCGUGCGUGCUGCAGUUCGACGCGGCGACGGCGACGGAGUUCCUGCGGCUGCAGCGCGUGCUGAUGCGGCAGGACGCGAGCCGCGCCACGAACGCCGACACGCUGUCGUGGCUGUUCGACGCCGCCAAGGCGCGAAUCGACGAGCUGGCGUGGCGGGACGUCAAGCGCAUUCGAAUGACGACGGAUAUUCGUAAGCACGUUCACCGUCACAUCAGCGCAUUCACCGCCAAUGAGCCUACUGCUCUCGCAUUCAGCGGCCAGCAUCCCGAGUGGAGCAAGAGCGUGCUCUACCUCCUUCGUUUCCCGCAGCACCACCUCUCCCUCACAGCCAAUGAGCCAACUGCUCUCGCAUUCAGCCACCAGCAUCCCUCCCAAGUGGAGCAAGAGCGUGCUCUACCUCCUCCUGUGCUGCCAGCACCACCACCUCUCCCUCUCCGUGCCCUCCCUUGUCCUCCCUUUCCUGUGUUUUCCUUGCAGGCAAGCUCGCCCACCGCGCUCACAUUCAGCGAGCAGCGCCCCGAGUGGAGCAAGAGCGUGCUGUACCUCCUCCGGUGGCCGCACCACCACCUCUCCCUCACAGUUCCGUCUCCUCUAUUCCCUUGUGUUUUUCUGCAGGCAAACCAACCUACUGCCCUGACAAUCAGCCAGCAACACCCCGAGUGGAGCAAGAGCGUGCUCUACCUCCUCCGGUGGCCGCAGCACCAGCUCUCCCUCUCCUUCACCGCCCCUCCCCAACUCCGCUCUCUCUCGGCCCCCACAUCGCAUGCUCCCGCCGCAAGCUCUCCUCCCUCUCCCUCAAACUGCGCGGCACGGUGGGACCUCACCAGCCAAUGGGCCGACGCCACGUGGACGAAAUCCCUCCGCUCUCUCACCAUCAAGCACGUGGACUGGACCAGCGUGAACCUCGAAUUGCUCAAGCAAAGCACCCCGCAGCUUCUAGAAUUCACACUCUACGAAUCCCGUAGCCUGGCUUCCAACUCACCCCACGGGCCCCACGGAUCCCAUUAUGGCAACUACCACAGCCUCUCCUUCUCUUUCUACGUCGCCCGCGUCCUCCGCUUCCGCUUCCCCCACUGCGACCUCAAGCCCACCCUCACCAGCAUCGCCCCUCUCGAUCUCGACCACCUCUCACUCUACGGCCAGGAUCGUCUCGUCAUCACCUCCCUCCGCCUUGCAUCGUCGCGAGUGGCCUACCUCAACGGCCCUCCCAGCGAUGAGCUCUCCUACCUCUCAUCCUCCCCUUAUCUGCUCUACUCCCAGCAGCUGCCUCUAUACCUGCGGCAUAUUCCUCUUUUCCGGAGCAGAAACUCCUUUUCUUGGAGCACGUGGCUGCGUGCGAUUGCGCCUAAAGUGGAGGUGCUUAUAGUGAGGCACGGGGUGCCUAUAGAGAGGGUAAAGGCGGUGUGGCGGAGCCUGCGCAGCCUUGGGAUUGUCGUGGGCGGCAAGGUUUGUCAUGACCCGGACUGGGAGGCUGCGGUGGAUGGGUGCGAUGAGUACAGUGGCUGCGAGGAAGAGGGAGAUUAUAACGAGUAUGAGAGGGAUGUGCAGCAGCACCACCAGCAGCAGCACCUGCAGCUGCAGCAGCAGCAGCAACUCCAGCCAUUGCAGCAGCAGCAGUCAUUGCAGCAACCACUCCUGCCCCCAACCAUCAACGCUCCAAAUCUCAAAUCCAUUUUCUUCCCCACUCGCAGGCUCUAUGACUCACGCUCCCUCGCUCGCCUGCGCAUGAGCUUCCCCUCCCUGGCGCUCUUCUGUGUGAUUGAUCGCUCAUACUACUGGGAGCGGAAGGGGGUGAGGGUAAUGGGUGGGCCUGUGGUGCAUGAGAGGCAGGAGAAGAGUGGCGUGCUGCGGUGCCGCUUUGAUGAGAAGAAACGGGCGAAGAAUGUGAAGGAGAAGAUGCACAGUGUGAAUGGGGGGCUUGUGGAGGGGUAUAUCGGGGAGGAGGACGAGCGGCAUAUUUUGAAGUAUCAAGGGCGUUCGUAG